Nerophis ophidion (straightnose pipefish) is the source of this 836-nucleotide messenger RNA. RefSeq names its product zinc finger protein 414 (gene znf414). The record is from RefSeq and is a predicted model, not a curated record. Lineage: Eukaryota; Metazoa; Chordata; Actinopteri; Syngnathiformes; Syngnathidae. The coding region runs from base 117 to 698 and encodes 193 amino acids. The transcript is spliced from 4 exons.
AAGUCGCUUGCAGACCGCUAACAAAAGAAGAAGAAGAAAGUAAAGGAAAAAAUACGAGAAGGAAGCUUUUUGUUUUAUUUUGUUGUCCCGCGACACAAUACACGUUGUUUGGAACUAUGUCGUCUUUACAAACUGCUGAUCCAAAUGGACAUAAAGGGAACAGGCUGGCGUGUUCGCUGCACGGAUGUACACGCGUGUACACAGACGCCACUGCUUUGGAAAGUCAUGUCAGGGACCAUGAAAUCCCAGUGCAGUCUCUAGAGGGUAAAGUGUUCAACUGCUGCACUGCAGGAUGUAGCUGCUCCUUCCCAAAUAUGCAAAAACUGAUGGAACACACCCGACGUCAUCAUAAACCCAACCUGUUCUUCCAGUGUGAGAACUGCCGCACAAAGCUAAAAUCCUACCGUGGCCUCCUGACUCACCUCAACACCUGUUCCAAAGUUCCACGGGGGAAAAUCAAGUCAAUGGAGCCGACAUCCCUUCAACCAGUCGCUUCGACAAACCCAAUCACGACCACUUUAGCGACUAACCCAAACCCACCUCAGCUGGAGGCGAUGUCCACGCCACGCCAACUCACUUCUAACAUCCCUGACAAUUCUCUGUCUGAUACUACUCUUCCGCCUAUCCUCCUUCCUCAAUGCUCGUUGAACCAAGACACUACCAGGGUCCCUAGUGGUCUGGGAGAAGAACCCAGGUGAACCUCUCGUCCACUCAAAGCAAACCCACCUCAGACCACACAAUACUCUAGUAUUCACAUCAUUUGUUCUUGAGAGGCCAUUUCUAAACUGUGUGAACAAAAACAUUAAAUGUGUUUUGAAUAAAAUACCCAAAAGCCA